Eupeodes corollae is the source of this 655-nucleotide messenger RNA. RefSeq names its product U6 snRNA-associated Sm-like protein LSm7 (gene LSm7). Gene Ontology annotation, molecular function: RNA binding. The coding region runs from base 122 to 460 and encodes 112 amino acids. Gene Ontology annotation, biological process: nuclear-transcribed mRNA catabolic process; mRNA splicing, via spliceosome. Lineage: Eukaryota; Metazoa; Arthropoda; Insecta; Diptera; Syrphidae. Gene Ontology annotation, cellular component: spliceosomal tri-snRNP complex; U6 snRNP; U2-type prespliceosome. The transcript has 2 exons. The record is from RefSeq and is a predicted model, not a curated record.
CAAAACAAACUAUAAGAAAUAACCUCAAAUAUUUGAGCGGUGCAAGAAAAACGAAACGUUUUGUUUACAACAAAGUACUGAGAAUUAAAAUUUGUAUUUAAUCUCAUAUAAAUCUCAAGAAAUGGAAAACAAAGGAAAGACUCAAGGAGGUAAUGACAACAAAGAAAAACGCCGCAAGGAGUCCAUCCUCGAUCUGUCCAAGUAUCUGGAGAAAAUGAUUCGCGUCAAAUUCGCUGGAGGUCGAGAAGCUGCUGGUGUCCUUAAGGGUUACGAUGCCCUUCUCAACUUGGUCCUGGACAAUACCGUCGAAUACCUGCGAGACGUCGAUGAACCCUUCAAAUUGGCCGAGGAGACACGCAGUCUGGGUCUGGUUGUUUGCCGGGGGACGGCAUUGGUACUAAUCUGCCCUCAAGAUGGUAUGGAAUCCAUUCCAAAUCCUUUCAUCUCACAAGAUGCAUAGAAACAAAGACAAUCAAUUACAUUCUCAAACGAAACGCAAAAAUUCUUGUUUUGUUUUUUAUUUGAAUCUUUUAAAGAAUUUGAUACGAACAAAAAUUAAGGAAAACAAAAGCAAAAACAAAAGCCACGUUAAAAAUAACUGUAAUUCCGCUUAGAUUAAGAAUGAAAAAUAAAUAAAUUAAUAAUUAUCUAUCUA